GUGCUCCCCCCCUAUUCCCCACACCCCUCCCAGGUAUUUGGCCACCCGCCCUGAACAGCACUUGCAACAGACAUGUCUGACGCUGCUACUACUGUCAUCGACAUUGGCCGGGCCUACCUGGUCGGCUCGCUCCUUGAAGCCAUCCUCUAUGGCAUGCUCUGCAACCUCCUCGCCCAUGCCCUCCAUGCCCUGACAGUAAGGCGGUCAACGCCCAAUGUCAACUAUAUUAUGAUCGGCUCUGCCCUCAUAAUGUGGGCAGGAUGUACGAUUCACAUAGGAAUUGCUAUACGGCGAUGCGUACAGGCUUUCGUUGACAACGGCGGCGCACCCGGUGGCUCGGACAUGUUCCUGAUGAUGGAGAACGCCCCGCUAUGGCUGGCCAGCGAGGGCUCUUUCAUUUGCGUCAACGCUGCUGCAGAUCUUCUUCUCGCAUACCGCUGCUACCUCAUCUGGGACCGCAACUUCUGGAUCGUGAUUCCUGCCCUUUUCUCCAUCACCGGCUCCGUCGUCGCCGCCAUCAUCGCGCUCGUUAAGAUGGCUGAGCUACAGCUACCUCAGACGAUCGGCCUCGAGUUCAUCCUCCAGUGCGGUAGUGCGCUCUUCAGCAUGUCCUUGAUCACCAACGUCACGACCACCGCGCUCAUCACCUUCCGUAUCUUCUGGCUGAUGCACACCUCCCUCGCUGGUUUGCCUGAAUCCAACAGCAGGAAAUACGUCUCCGUGGUCGAAGUGGUCGUCGAGUCUGGUGCGCUCAUGGCCAUCACCCAGGCGGUCUUCCUCGGCCUCUGGCAGACGCAGAACAACGUCCUCUGGGCCUUGUACGGCAUGCUCGCGCAGAUUAUGGCCAUCUCUCCCAUGCUCAUCAUCGUCCGCUCCGCAACGAAGCGGGAGCAACGCGAUCGGGAACAGCAGAUGCUCACCUCGGUCUUUGGUGGGAAGAAGUCGCCCGUGUUUAGCUUCAGCCGCAAGUCCCGCGCACGCACGCCCGCAGAGCCGCCGCACAUCCUCACUCAUAUCGAGACCCACCGGGAUAUGAUCGAUGGCCGCUCGAUCGAGGAGUACGGCAGUAAGAAGGGGUCUGAGUACUCGGUGGACGGCGAGUGGCAAGCAUAAGCCGAUCCGAUCCGCUCAUCGUCGUACCUCCCUUGUCUUCCCACCCGCCGGGCUCUCGACGAGCACUGCUCCGCGGUCGAUCUGUGCGCAUACGCGCGCACUUGUGACAGUAUAAUCUCCCUCGCUCUAGCGGGUUCUCUCGACUCUCCGCUCACGGCUACGCAUACCGCAUUCGUUAAUACCGCUGCCUCUGCUGUUGAUUUCUCUUGCCUGACUUCCUCUGUUGUUUUGUUGGCUUCGCAAUUCUUUGUUAUCAUUCAAGCAAGUAAGUAGCAAUUAGGACUAGGACUGGUGGACGCCGGGUUGGGUUGGUUAGGCUUGGGGGGGCGAGCCCGGUGUAUGUAGAAAAGGCAGACAGAUGUCUGCAGGAUUCGAAUGGCAUUUGGUUCAUG
Molecule: messenger RNA, 1505 nt
Organism: Dacryopinax primogenitus
Lineage: Eukaryota; Fungi; Basidiomycota; Dacrymycetes; Dacrymycetales; Dacrymycetaceae
Exons: 4
Coding region: 73-1113 (346 amino acids)
Source: RefSeq, a predicted model, not a curated record